Molecule: messenger RNA, 2757 nt
Organism: Armigeres subalbatus
Lineage: Eukaryota; Metazoa; Arthropoda; Insecta; Diptera; Culicidae
Gene: BBS9
Product: protein PTHB1
Exons: 8
Coding region: 66-2645 (859 amino acids)
Biological process (GO): cilium assembly
Cellular component (GO): BBSome; membrane
Molecular function (GO): protein binding
Source: RefSeq, a predicted model, not a curated record
UUCAAUCAUUGGAAUUCCAUUUUUCUCAGUAGAUAUUAACCAUCGAUAUCCACUGGUUUUAAAACAUGUCGCUAUUCAAAAUCUGUAAUUGGUGGAAAACACAAUGUCCCGACGUUGAAUCCAACUACGACUCGUUUUCCAUCCACUGCACGCGGCUCUGCUUGGAAGAAGGCGAGAAGGAUAGCAUUAUUGUAGGUUCCCAUUCGGGUCAUCUAGCGAUUUACCAGCCAUCGAAUAAUACUUCAACAGACGGUGAAUCGGAGGAAAACCAUCACUUUGAAAAUGUUUUCCAACAUUCAGAUGUUAUACUGGAAACGAAACUAACGCUUCCGGUGAUUGGAAUAACAAGCGGAAAAUUCACCACAGCGGCAAAAACAGACACCAAAUUGCAUAUAGCGGUUCUUCAUCCAAUGAAGGUGUGCAUUUAUCAAAUAUUAACUUUAGAUGGAAUUGCAGAUCAUGGUGACCACACAAAACUAUUGCUACUAUACGAACAUCCUCUUGGCAAGGCCGCUUUCUCCAUGUGUCAUGGCAGUUUUGGCGGAGUGAAAGGACGUGACUUUCUCUGCAUUCAGCACUUAGAUGGAUCAUUGAAGUUUUUCGAGCAAGAUGGGAUAUCAUUAGAUUGUGACUUACCCGGAGAAAGAAACAUUCCUUCGCCAAUUCUGUAUGUAUCCAGAACCGAUUGCUUCGUUACGGUUUCACCUGGCUGGGAACUGGAGUGCUACAGAUAUCAGGAUCUUUCGGAAACAAAUGUAUCGCUUCGAAGAACUGAUCCGAUAUGGUCGAUAUGUAUUGGAGAAUAUGGGUUGGAUUUGAACGUUCUUCAAGUUUCGAACGUUGAAUCAGUGAUCGUAGUAUUGGGCGAAAACAAUCUGUUUUGUAUCACUGAUACUGGAAAAUUGAAAUUCAUCAAGAAGCUUGAUUACUCUCCUAUUUGUUUUCACUCAUUUAUCAUCGGGUGGUACUGGGAACCAGAUGCACGACUUAUGAUAGCGGUCGUGUCUGAAAGUGGAUCCUUGCUUCUGUACGAAGAUUCGCAAAUAGUAUGGUCUGCCGAAUUGCCGGAAAUACCAGUUGCAAUAGCAAGAGCCAACGUUUCUGGUUUGCCUGGGGCAUUAGUAACGUUGGACAACUGUGGUAUACUAAGCGUUGGAUAUCUGGGCUCCGAACCGCAUCUCUUCAAAGUACCUCCAUUGAACCUCGUCCCAUUCGAGGUAGACAAAUGCCAAAAAGAAAUGAUGGAGCUAGAGAAGGAAAUACGAGCUGGCGUUGAUUUCAGUGAGAUCGCCCUUAUCAAUGCUGCCACUGAACGUGAUGUAGCUUUACAUAUCCUGGUUGAUCCGAAACUUGAACGUUGUGCACAUCCAACUAAUAUCACCACCGGUGAAGUAAACAUGUGUCAAAUUGUAAUCACGACAACAACCCGCGUGAAUUUGGAACUUAUGCAAAUAUGUAUUUCGUCAGACACCGCCCUUAAAUGUAGUAGAGAGGUUUUCAUGAUCCGCGAUACGGCAGCCGAAAGUGUACAGAAGGUGGAAUCCUGGAUCUACCCUUUUCAACCGGCAGUUCCCGCUGAUCUUACCAUUCUCAUAUCAUGCUCCUACACCAACAAGCAGGGCAUAACCAGAGUGCUUCAGAAAACUGCUUGCUUACCCUUAGCAAUGUUUGUGAAACCAACGCAAGCUUCUAAAGAAGCCAGCCAUAAAGUUACACUGACAAGUAACGAUUAUGAUGAAGGCCUUGUCAAUCUAUUUCCGGAAUUUAUCAGUGAAGGUAGUCCACACGCUUUGGGGUUAUUGUCAUUAAUUUCAGGAUCUAAAAUCACUAUCGUAGCAGCUAAGAAUACCAACCGUUACAGAGUACAAUCAGAAGACCUACUCGGAAUACCGUUGAUAGUAUUAUCCCUUAUCGAACGUAUCAAUCGACGCAGCGCAAAAAAAUCCAAUAGGGUUUACAUUUCAUCGAGCCCUCCGGUUGAAGGAUUACUGGAGGAGAUUGAUAGGCAUUACAAUCUUAGACUGCAACAUACUAGAAUUGCGGAGGAAUUGGAAGUUCGCACAGGCCAAAUGCGAUUAUUCGAACGAAGAUUCGUCGUGAAGCUUCAGGAACGGUCGCUGCGUGCUUUGGACGGAAUCGUCAUGCUUCUGAAAAGAAACCACACUGGAAUUGCUAAAACAUGCAGUGAACUGAAAGAGGUCCAACUACAACUACGUUUAUCGCAAAUCCGUCUCUCCGCACUGUUUAAUCUAUUCGAGGCCUGUUUCGUUUACUCGGAUAUUCCAACAAAGUAUCUGGAUACAGUGCGUCAUAUCUUCAUCGCCCCAGUUUUCGACUGUUCUGAGCACUGUUGGGAAGAAUUGGUACACCCGAUGGUUCAGUGGCUAUCGCAGAAUGGGCCACUGCGUUCCACACCGGGAAUAUCGUCGUUUGAUGAAAAAUACAUUUUUGCCACAGAUGAAAAGUUUCAUUUCGAGCAGUUCAAGAAGCAACUAGCAGCACUGAUCGAUCGCAUCGGUGAGAAACGCUCAAAAACAGGAAGAACUAGCGUCGAUUUCGAAGAGGAGUUGGAAGAACUUGUCAACGAACAGGAAGCCAGUAGCGAAUGGGUUAGCUACGAGAAGCAAAGCGAUAUGCCAUUGUGAGGUAUAAAAAUCGGAAAAUACAAUCUUUUGUAGUGAAUUUAAAUAAUAAACCAAUUCCUAUAUAUUUAUCUUAGGACAUUUGAAUAAGUUGAGCGGAUAAAAAUAAAAGAUA